Carlito syrichta (Philippine tarsier) is the source of this 2117-nucleotide messenger RNA. RefSeq names its product ecotropic viral integration site 5 like (gene EVI5L). The record is from RefSeq and is a predicted model, not a curated record. NCBI's taxonomy places the organism in Eukaryota, Metazoa, Chordata, Mammalia, Primates, Tarsiidae. The coding region runs from base 48 to 2117 and encodes 689 amino acids. The transcript has 17 exons.
ACAGAGUUGUGAACCGGCCUUGCUAGUGACUGACGAGCCCGCCCACCAUGGCGAGCCCCACUCUGAGCCCCGACUCCUCGUCCCAGGAGGCCCUGUCAGCCCCCACCUGCUCCCCCACCUCUGACUCUGAGAACCUCAGCCCCGAUGAGCUGGAGCUGCUGGCCAAGCUCGAAGAGCAGAACCGGCUCCUGGAGGCGGACUCCAAGUCCAUGCGCUCCAUGAACGGCUCACGGAGGAACAGCGGCUCCUCACUGGUGUCCAGCUCCUCAGCCUCCUCCAACCUGAGCCACCUGGAGGAGGACACAUGGAUCCUGUGGGGCCGAAUCGCCAAUGAGUGGGACGAGUGGCGGCGUAGGAAGGAGAAGCUGCUCAAGGAGCUGAUCCGAAAGGGCAUCCCGCACCAUUUCCGGGCCAUCGUGUGGCAGCUUCUGUGCAGCGCCACGGACAUGCCUGUCAAGAACCAGUACUCUGAGCUGCUCAAGAUGUCCUCGCCGUGCGAGAAGCUGAUCCGCAGGGACAUCGCCCGAACCUACCCGGAGCAUGAGUUCUUCAAGGGCCAGGACAGCCUGGGUCAGGAGGUGCUCUUCAACGUCAUGAAGGCGUAUUCGCUGGUGGACCGGGAGGUGGGCUACUGCCAGGGCAGCGCCUUCAUCGUGGGCCUUCUCCUUAUGCAGAUGCCCGAGGAGGAGGCCUUCUGUGUGUUCGUGCGGCUGAUGCAAGAGUACCGGCUGCGGGAGCUCUUCAAGCCCAGCAUGGCGGAGCUGGGGCUCUGCAUCUAUCAGUUCGAGUACAUGCUGCAGGAGCAACUCCCGGACCUCAACACCCACUUCCGCUCCCAAAGCUUCCACACGUCCAUGUACGCCUCGUCCUGGUUCCUGACCCUUUUCCUGACCACCUUCCCACUGCCCGUCGCCACCCGAGUCUUUGACAUCUUCAUGUACGAGGGGCUGGAGAUUGUGUUCCGAGUGGGCCUAGCCCUGCUGCAGGUGAACCAGACGGAGCUGAUGCAACUGGACAUGGAGGGGAUGUCCCAGUAUUUCCAGAGGGUAAUCCCCCACCAGUUCGACAGCUGCCCAGACAAGCUGGUUCUCAAGGCCUACCAGGUCAAGUACAACCCCAAGAAGAUGAAGAGGCUGGAGAAGGAAUAUGCGGCCAUGAAGAGCAAGGAGAUGGAGGAGCAGAUCGAGAUCAAAAGGCUUCGGACGGAGAACAGGCUCCUGAAACAACGGAUUGAAACCUUAGAGAAGGAGAGCGCUGCUCUGGCUGAUAGGUUAAUCCAGGGACAGGUGACACGGGCGCAGGAGGCGGAGGAGAACUACGUCAUUAAGCGGGAGCUGGCAGUGGUGCGACAGCAGUGCAGCUCGGCGGCGGAGGACCUGCAGAGGGCGCAGAGCACCAUCCGGCAGCUGCAGGAGCAGCAGGAGAACCCACGCCUCACAGAGGACUUCGUGGCCCACCUGGAGACGGAACUGGAGCAGUCGAAGCUGCGGGAGACAGAGACACUGGGGGCCCUUCGGGAGAUGCAGGACAAGGUUCUAGACAUGGAGAAGAGAAACAGCUCCCUGCCCGACGAGAACAACGUGGCGCGGCUGCAGGAGGAGCUGAAGGCGCUCAAGGUGCGGGAAGGCGAGGCGGUGGCCUCGGCGCGAGAGCUGAAGCUGCAGCUGCAGGAGCUCUCGGACACCUGGCAGGCCCAUCUGUCCCGCGGCGGCCGCUGGAAGGAGUCCCCGCGGAAGCUGGUCCUGGGCGAGCUGCAGGACGAGCUGAUGAGCGUGCGACUGCGCGAGGCCCAGGCCCUGGCCGAGGGCCGCGAGCUGCGGCAGCGCGUGGUGGAACUCGAGACGCAGGACAACAUCCACCGCAACCUGCUGAACCGCGUGGAGGCGGAGCGCGCGGCGCUGCAGGAGAAGCUCCAGUACCUGGCGGCGCAGAACAAGGGGCUGCAGACGCAGCUCAGCGAAAGCCGCCGGAAGCAGGCGGAGGCCGAGUGCAAGCUGUCCCCGCGCGACGCGCGCUUCUUCCGCCGGCUGGAGCGGCCGGCCAAGGACAGCGAGGGCAGCUCGGACAGCGACGCCGACGAGCUGGCCGCACCCUACAGCCAGGGCCUGGACAACUGA